This is a messenger RNA of Phodopus roborovskii (desert hamster), 1833 nucleotides long. It is a transcript of the gene Adsl, whose product is annotated as adenylosuccinate lyase. Bases 1 to 1458 code for a protein of 485 amino acids. Gene Ontology annotation, biological process: 'de novo' AMP biosynthetic process. The record is from RefSeq and is a predicted model, not a curated record. The transcript is spliced from 13 exons. Gene Ontology annotation, cellular component: cytosol. Gene Ontology annotation, molecular function: (S)-2-(5-amino-1-(5-phospho-D-ribosyl)imidazole-4-carboxamido) succinate lyase (fumarate-forming) activity; N6-(1,2-dicarboxyethyl)AMP AMP-lyase (fumarate-forming) activity. Lineage: Eukaryota; Metazoa; Chordata; Mammalia; Rodentia; Cricetidae.
AUGGCUGCCGUCGGAGACUCUGAAAGCGGUCCUGAAAGUUACCGUUCUCCGCUGGCGUCCCGCUAUGCCAGCCUCGAGAUGUGCUUCCUGUUCAGCGACAGGUACAAGUUCCAGACGUGGCGGCAGCUGUGGCUGUGGCUAGCGGAGGCUGAGCAGACCCUGGGUUUGCCCAUCACAGAUGAACAGAUCCAGGAGAUGAAGGCAAAUCUGAACAACAUUGACUUCCAGAUGGCAGCUGAAGAAGAGAAGCGCCUGCGGCACGACGUGAUGGCUCAUGUGCACACGUUUGGCCACUGCUGUCCGAAAGCUGCAGGCAUCAUUCACCUUGGUGCUACCUCCUGUUAUGUUGGAGACAAUACAGACCUGAUUAUUCUGAGAAAUGCAUUUGACCUGCUUUUGCCAAAGCUUGCUAGAGUGAUCUCGAGGCUUGCUGAUUUUGCUAAGGAACGCGCUGAUCUGCCCACCUUAGGUUUCACACAUUUUCAGCCUGCUCAGCUGACCACUGUUGGAAAACGCUGCUGUCUUUGGAUUCAAGAUCUCUGUGUGGACCUCCAGAAUUUGAAGCGUGUCCGUGAUGAGCUCCGCUUCCGAGGUGUGAAGGGCACCACCGGCACUCAGGCCAGCUUCUUGCAGCUCUUCGAGGGAGAUCACCAGAAGGUGGAACAGCUGGACAAGAUGGUGACGGAAAAGGCAGGGUUUAAGAGAGCUUUCAUCAUCACUGGACAGACCUAUACACGAAAAGUGGACAUUGAAGUGCUUUCUGUGCUGGCCAGCUUAGGGGCAUCUGUGCACAAGAUUUGCACUGACAUACGCCUCCUGGCGAACCUGAAGGAGAUGGAGGAACCUUUUGAGAAGCAGCAGAUUGGCUCGAGUGCAAUGCCAUACAAGCGGAACCCCAUGCGCUCCGAACGUUGCUGCAGCCUGGCCCGUCACCUGAUGGGCCUCAUCAUGGACCCACUUCAGACAGCUUCUGUGCAGUGGUUUGAACGAACACUGGAUGAUAGUGCCAACCGACGGAUCUGUUUGGCUGAAGCAUUUCUCACUGCAGAUACUAUAGUAAAUACCCUGCAGAACAUUUCUGAAGGAUUGGUGGUGUACCCCAAAGUAAUUGAACGGCGCAUUCGGCAAGAGCUGCCUUUCAUGGCCACAGAAAACAUCAUCAUGGCGAUGGUCAAAGCUGGGGGCAGUCGACAGGAUUGUCAUGAGAAAAUUAGAGUGCUUUCCCAGCAGGCAGCUGCCGUGGUUAAGCAGGAAGGGGGUGACAACGACCUCAUAGAGCGCAUUCAGGCAGAUGCCUACUUCAGCCCCAUCCACUCACAGUUGGAGCAUUUGUUGGACCCCUCUUCUUUCAUUGGCCGAGCACCCCAGCAGGUCCACAGAUUCCUAGAAGAGGAGGUGUAUCCCCUGCUAAAACCCUAUGGGAAUGUGAUGGAGGUGAAAGCAGAGCUCAGUCUGUAGAAUAGAAAAGUAGUAAGGAAGAAUCAUUGAGAAUUUGCUGAUUAUAUUGUUGAGAAAUUAAUUCUGCAGUGCCUCCUUCACUGCAAGAAUGUACAUUAAGAGGACGACAGUGGUGAUCCAUGCCAUAAUCCCAACAUUCAGGAAACAGAGGCAGGUGGAUGGAUCUCUGUGAGUUCGUGGCCAGCCUGGUCUACAGAGCUAGUUUCAGGACAGCCAAAGCUACACAGAGAAAUCCUGUCUCAAAGAAACAAACAUAAAGAAUAUACAUUAAAUUUUGUUAAACAUGCUUGUUUUCUCCAGUCUUUUGUUUUUGAGACAGGGUCUCACUGUGUAUCCCUGGCUGGCCUGGAACUCACAAGAGAUCCACCUGCCUUU